Messenger RNA from Nannospalax galili (Upper Galilee mountains blind mole rat), 2564 nucleotides. RefSeq names its product uridine monophosphate synthetase (gene Umps). Gene Ontology annotation, molecular function: orotidine-5'-phosphate decarboxylase activity; orotate phosphoribosyltransferase activity. The transcript is spliced from 6 exons. The record is from RefSeq and is a predicted model, not a curated record. NCBI's taxonomy places the organism in Eukaryota, Metazoa, Chordata, Mammalia, Rodentia, Spalacidae. The coding region runs from base 67 to 1509 and encodes 480 amino acids. Gene Ontology annotation, biological process: 'de novo' pyrimidine nucleobase biosynthetic process; 'de novo' UMP biosynthetic process.
CGGGACUUCUCGGGUGACGUCACCGAAGCCGCGCCCGGCGUCCAGAGCGAACUGAAACGCGGGAGGAUGGCGGUCGCCAGUGAGGCCUUGGGGCCCUUGGUGGCGGAGCUGUACGACGUGCAGGCUUUCAAGUUUGGAAGUUUCGUGCUGAAGAGCGGGCUCUCCUCCCCGGUCUACAUCGACCUGCGCGGCAUUGUGUCCCGACCGGGACUUCUUAGCCAGAUUGCAGACAUUUUAUUCCAAACUGCCCAGAAUGCGGGGAUCAGUUUCAACACUGUGUGUGGAGUGCCUUACACAGCUUUGCCUCUGGCUACGGUUAUCUGUUCAGCAAAUCACAUUCCAAUGCUCAUAAGGAGGAAAGAAACAAAGGAUUAUGGUACCAAGCGUCUUGUGGAAGGAGAGAUUAAUCCGGGAGAAACCUGUCUGAUCAUUGAGGAUGUCGUCACCAGUGGCUCCAGUGUUCUGGAAACUGUUGAGGUUCUUCGGAAGGAGGGCCUGAAGGUGACUGAUGCCAUAGUGCUGUUAGACCGAGAGCAGGGAGGCAAGGACAAGUUACAAGUUCAUGGGAUCCAGCUCCACUCAGUGUGCACAUUAUCCAAAAUGCUGGAGAUUCUUGAGCAGCAGAAAAAAAUUGAUGCCGAGAUGGUCGGGAGAGUGAAGAGAUUCAUUCAGGAGAAUGUUUUCACAACAGCCAAUCAUAAUGGUUUUCUCCCUUCUGAAAAGAAAGCACGAAAAGAACUCAGCUUUGGUGCACGGGCAGAGCUACCCAGGAUCCACCCAGUUGCCUCAAAACUUCUCAGGCUUAUGCAAAAGAAGGAGACCAAUCUGUGUCUGUCUGCUGACGUUUCAGAGGCCAGAGAGCUGUUGCAGCUGGCAGAUGCCUUGGGACCCAGCAUCUGCAUGCUCAAGACUCAUGUAGAUAUUUUGAAUGAUUUCACUCUGGAAGUUAUAAAGGAGUUGACAACGCUGGCAAAACGCCACGAGUUCUUAAUAUUUGAAGACAGGAAAUUUGCUGAUAUAGGAAACACAGUGAAAAAGCAGUAUGAAGGUGGUGUCUUUAAAAUUGCCUCCUGGGCAGAUCUGGUAAAUGCCCACGUGGUGCCAGGCUCGGGGGUUGUGAAAGGCCUACAGGAAGUGGGCCUGCCUUUGCAUCGGGGUUGUCUGCUCAUUGCAGAGAUGAGCUCUGCAGGCUCCUUGGCCACCGGAAACUACACUAAAGCAGCAGUUGAAAUGGCUGAGGAGUAUUCUGAAUUUGUGAUUGGCUUUAUUUCUGGCUCCCGAGUAAGUACAAAACCAGAAUUUCUUCACUUGACGCCAGGAGUUCAACUAGAAGCAGGAGCAGAUCAUCUUGGCCAGCAGUACAAUAGUCCUCAAGAAGUUAUUGGCACACGAGGUUCUGAUGUCGUCAUUGUGGGCCGGGGCAUACUUGCAGCAGCUAACCGCUUGGAGGCAGCUGAAAUGUACAGAAAGGCUGCUUGGGAAGCGUAUCUGAGUAGGCUUGCUAUUUGAUACCUCAACUACAUUGAUGAGAAGAUGCUGAAUGAAGAUAAGUGGUGUCUCAAAAGUCCUUGGCUUGAAAGCUUCAUUGCCCUCACUGCUGCUUGGACUCCUGCACAGGACCAGUGAGGGACAGGCUCCUUUUAAAGCUUGAUUUUAUUGACACUGGUAUUUGUUCAACAACCACAUUUGUGGUUGCCAGGACUAGACUGCUUAAUUCUUUUAAUUGCAGUGAGGCACAUUUUAGGAUACAAGAGGCUAAAGUCAGUGUGUGUAAGUUAUCCUUAUAACAUCUUAUGUUAGUUACUUAAGUGUGACGUUGCUUAAGGGAUCAGCAACAUCACACUUAAGUGGAGUAGGAGCUUUAGCUCUGGUUCAUUUUCUCCUUCCAGGCAACCAGUGUAGGAAGUCAGUCCCAGCUUCCUCUUGCCUCAUUUGGAUGACAGGCUGCUGCAUCUAAGAAAGCAGUGGUACCCGAUCCUGACUGCUGUUAAUAGCAGUCAUCUUUGCUAGUGUUGAAAGGGAGAAUUCCUUAGAAUAAGAAAUUGAGUAGCCAAGUGUAGAACUUAGCUGCUACAGUGUGAUUAGUCAAUCCCUACAACCAACCAGAACUGGGUACUGUGGUUAAACUAUGUUGGCAUGAUCCACUAGGCCUGGUGCAGGCCUCCAGGCCAAAUUCACAGCUUCCCACAUAUUUGAACCAUUUCCCCCUUUUGUCUACGUUCUCACCAACUGAGUCACCAUUAUCUUCAGUUCUUUAAGUUCUUAUUCCUGCUGGGAGAGAUCAUUUAGCAUUCAGCAGAAUAAAUAUUCAAGGCUUGAGAAUACUGUGGUGACUAUGAGGUGGAACAUGCUUCUUAAACAGGACCCUUAGGAGCAAGCAAAAUCAAAUGAUUAAAGAAUGAGCAAGGUCAAUCUAUUAAACAAAUAGCCUGCUAAUUUUCUUAUAACAAAUUCCUGCAAUACCCAAUCUACAUGUCUUAUCUAUAAAAGUAUUAGCAACUGCACCUUACACAGCAAAUAACCUAGCACCCUAUAAUAAAGUGAAAAUAAAGCAGUUAAAAAAA